Molecule: messenger RNA, 2433 nt
Organism: Malaclemys terrapin pileata
Lineage: Eukaryota; Metazoa; Chordata; Testudines; Emydidae
Product: growth-regulated alpha protein-like
Exons: 3
Coding region: 59-520 (153 amino acids)
Biological process (GO): chemokine-mediated signaling pathway; neutrophil chemotaxis; inflammatory response
Cellular component (GO): extracellular region
Molecular function (GO): CXCR chemokine receptor binding; chemokine activity
Source: RefSeq, a predicted model, not a curated record
CAGGCGGGGCCCGGCUGAAGCGGAUUUCUCCGGCCGCUCCGCCCCCUCUGCCCCGGGAAUGUCCCGGCCGGGUCCCCGCGGGGAUAAAAGCGGCUGCGGGGCGCUGCGGAGGCUCAGAGCUGAGCCGAGCCCAGAUCCCCAGCACCAGCCUCCGCCGCCAGCCCGGACCAUGAGCCGCCCCCGGAGCCUCGCCCCCGGCAGCCCCCUGCUGCUGCUGCUGCUGCUGGCCUGCGCCGCGCUGUGCCGGGGUGCCCCCAUGGCCGGCGAGCUGCGGUGCCAGUGCCUGCAGACCGAGACGGCGGUGAUCCACCCCAAGCGCAUCGCCAAAGUGGAGCUGAUCCCCGAGGGGCCCCACUGCGGGGUGCCAGAAGUCAUAGCCACCACGAAACACGGCAAGAAAGUCUGUCUGGAGCCCACCGCGCCCUGGGUCAAGCUGAUCGUCAACAAGAUCGUGAACAGGUACGUACCCGGGGGGUGUGUCUGUUUGUGUUGUGCCAGCGGCCCGUGGGUGCAGCUCUAACGCCCGUUGUCCCGUGUCAUGGGAGCGCGGGCAGCAGACUCGGUCUGCAGCAGGUGUCCGUGUCGCAGGGACAAGGGGCGAGAUGGGCCACUGAGUCUUAACCGGUGGAUACUUCUCAUUACAAACCGCGGGGCCAAGCUGGGCCAAUCCGUCCAGCUCCAUUAUAGGGGGAGAAACUAAGCCCAGGUGUCAUGUAGGAAAACGAGUUUAAAUAAGUGUCUGUACUCCUCCCAAUUAACCCGGUGCUACCUGUGCCUGGUGGGGUCCCUGCCACUAAAUGCCAUUGAUGAGAUGUAUCAGCACUGUUCCUAUUCCUUGUUUCAGAGUAGCAGCCGUGUUAGUCUGUAUCCGCAAAAAGAACAGGAGUACUUGUGGCACCUUAGAGACUAACAAAUUUAUUAGAGCAUAAGCUUUUGUGGACUACAGCCCACUUCCUCGGAUGCAUAUAGAAUGAAACAUAAUUUCAACAAUAAUUUCCAUCCCACCAUCAACCUCAGCCUAGAUCAAUCCACACAAGCGGUCCUUUUCCUGGACACUACUGUUCUAAUAAGCGAUGGUCACAUAAAUAUCACCCUAUACCGGAAACCUACUGACCGCUACACUUACCUACAUGCCUCCAGCUUCCAUCCAGGACACACCACACGAUCCAUUGUCUACCGCCAAGCUCUAAGAUAUAACCGCAUUUGCUCCAAUCCCUCAGAUAGAGACAAGCAUCUACAAGAUCUCUAUCAAGCAUUCUUAAAACUAUAAUACCCACCUACUGAAGUGAAAAAGAUAUGUUCCAUUCUAUAUGCAUCCGAAGAAGUGGGCUGUAGUCCACGAAAGCUUAUGCUCUAAUAAAUUUGUUAGUCUCUAAGGUGCCACAAGUACUCCUGUUCCUAUUCCUUGUGACACACACAGCGCCCACGGAGGGCAGCUGGAGGCUAGUGCACAGGGAAUGGCACUUGUAACGUGUGUUCUGUUGUCUGACUGUUGCAGUCAAUCGACCAAGCUGUGAGGGGAGAAGAGAACAUGAACAAGGAACUACAACAGAAACUACCUCUGUGUACAAGGGAAACCAGUGUGAGAGACAAUGGGAACCCGAGGCUGGACAACUAGCCAUGAUGAACUCUCUUCUUUUGAAGGUCUGAUAGACCAGCCUGCGCUCCAUUCAACUUCCACGCGUUCCACUGAGUUAUUACAACCUGGGCUUAUUUGUGUAUUUAUUAUUAAUUCAUCUCUGUAUCGCUCUUCAAUGGCUAGGUAGUUUUUUUGUUAAGCACCUUAGAUCUUCCUGAUCACCUGAAGGGAUAAUGCUGCAGUAGUGGCUCGAGAGAUGGCUUGUGAUUAAUCUAAUACACAAUCCAAAUAGCCCCUCCCCUCGGAUCCCCUGAGCAGCUCACGGUGGGAGUACUGUGGAGCUGUGCCUUUCACAUGGGGCAUGUGCACGAUGCCUGCUGGGUUGUGAAUAAUCAGAGUUUCAGAUCCUGGAGCUGCCCAGCAUUGAGCCAAAAGUGUAAGAUUACAAAGUGAAAUCCAAUUAGAACAAGCACCGUAAUUUGUUACACUCCUGAAAUGUGUUGCCAAGGCACAUAUCCCUGGGACACAGGAUCAGUUGCUUGGCUAGGUGAAACAGACUAGCAGCUGUUCUCCUUUCAUAAAGAUUGCUUUUCUAUAAAAAUGUGGCUUCCGGUCACUAGCUGUCGUUUCUGCAAACUUUUUAGCGCUCUCCUUUGAUGUGUUAAAUUAUUUCUAUGCAAUUUAAAUAUUUGGCAUUUAUGCUGAAAGUUUAAGAACAGUAACGUUCUGAACACCCUUGGACAUUUUAUGUCUGCAUUGUAUGACAUACUGUCAUGGUCUGUGUACAAGUGGUAUUACAAAUUGUACUGGACUAAAAUAUUUUCUGAUUAAAAGUGGUUUGAGUCUUCAACUCC